ACAGAAAGUAAAUAGAAGCAAGUGGUUGCUGUGGGUGGAGAAAACGAAACUGAUGGACGACUGUUUUUGCAUUUCCUUCUUCAGGCAUUGUUCAUACAAGAUGUGCAGAUUUCUGUCUGUUACUUACAUCCGCUUUAUUUACUAGUUCAAAGCGAACGUUUCAAUCCAGAGGUUUGUUUACUAAUGAUGUCAUCCAAAGAUUCGUUUUCUUCUAAAGCGAAGUGCUUUCGUUUUCCUACCUAUGGGCGUAGAAAUAAACAGCUUACAUCCGGUCAUAAUAGCCACAGUAUCUGUUAUUACAUUAGAGAUUGACCACGAUGAGUUCAACACAAGACACAAGUUUAAAGUCCAGCCUUCUUCAGCUGGAAUGCCAUUUCACCUGGGCUCUGAAUAAAAAUGAUACAGAUCUCACUGAUCUUCUGAACAGGCUAGAAGAACAGCUUAAUCUGGAUCUUGGAAGAGAAGCAGGUGUUGCGCGCACACACAGCUGUAUGGGAUUUGUGAAGUUUCUACUAAGCUCCAAUACUGAGGCUCUCAGCUACUUUGAGAGAUCCGUAGAGCUAACUAAGUCUCAUGGAAAUGAGUGUGACAAGCUGCUUGUUGUUGUCUAUGGAGACCUUGCAUGGUUAUACUAUCAUAUGGGUAAUUUGGCAGAGUGUGAAAGCUACCUGAAUAAACUGAGUGAGAUUAAAGCGAAAUAUCCAUCUGUCCCAUAUGCUGAGGUGCUUGGAGAGAAGGGAUGGACCUUCCUUAAGUUUUCUCGCAAAUAUUAUGAAAGGGCUAAAGAGUGCUUCAAGAAGGCCUUAGAGCUGGAGCCAGAUGAGGGUGAAUGGAAUGCUGGCCUUGCAAUUACUCUUUAUCGGAUAGAGGAUAUUCUCCAAGAUACAUCUGCUUCAACUGCAAUUGAUCAACUUAGACGGGCCAUAGCCACUGAUCCAGAUAAUGAUGUUCUUAAAGUUCUGCUUGGUCUUAAAUUGGCUUCUCACAAGAAGUACAGUGAGGCAGAGAGCCUAGUAGAGCAAGCUUUAGAGAGAUCUCCAGAACAUCCACAUGUGAUUCGAUAUGUUGCAAAGUUUUUGCGGAGUCACGGCUCUGUAGACAGGUCCAUUGCCCUUCUAAAGAGAGCAUUAGAGAAAGUCUCCAACUCAUCCUUCAUACACCAUCAGCUGGGGCUCUGCUAUAAGAAAAAAAUCCAGAAUCUGAAGAAAGCAGGAAGCCACCACACAAAGGGUGCUGAAAUUAAUCGAGCUCAAACGCAGUGCAUUUACCACUUGGAAAUGGCAACUGAAAUGAAGCCCAGCUUCAUCAUUGCUAUGUGUGAACUGGCCCUUCAGUAUGGGUGGAAGCGGGAUCUGUCAAGAGCGGAAGAAAUGUUUCAGAUUACAUUUCAAAAAGCUAAAGAAAAAAAUGAUAACUACCAGUUUGUUCAAAUGUAUUAUGCAAAUUUUCAGCUAUACAGCGUGAGAUGUGAAUCUGCUGCCAUCAAACAUUACAUCGAAUGUCUGAAGAUAAAUCCAAAACGACUUGAAGGGAAGCAAAGUGCUGAACAACUGGAAAGGAUUGCAGAAAGAAGAAUUAAAAACAACCCAAUGGAUGGAGAAGCCUUUGGAAUACUUGGAAUCAUUCACAAGGAAAAAGGAGAAAAGCAACAAGCCAUAGAGUGCUUUGAGACAGCGCUGAGCUUUGUAGAUAAUGAGGAUUACCUCAGUGAUCUUUGUGAACUUAGGCUUUCAUUACAGUAAUAUUAGCAGCAUACAAUAUGAAACCUAGCCGACUAUUUACACAUGCAUGACAUUUAAUGGCAAUAGCAUAGUUUCUGUAAUAAUAUAACUGUGGAUUAAACACUAAGUUAAAGCUUCUCACACUAGGAAACACAGAGUAGCCUACAAACAUGUAUAAGAUUCAAUGGUAACAGCAGUAUAGUAUAUGUAAAAAUACUAUGUAAAUACUGUUGAUUAAGCAAGAUUAGGUUUGUAAUGUGUAGUAUGGUAUUUGAUCAUAAUUAUAUAUAUAGUAGUGGGAGAAGUUUAGUGCUUUACUCACUAUUAAAUUGCAUUUAAUUUAAAUUAAUACCACUUUUUUUUUUAACUGUAACCAAACAUUCAACUGUAUAUGACUAAUAACAAAUAAAUUGUAUGCUUAAAUUA
This is a messenger RNA of Tachysurus fulvidraco (yellow catfish), 2147 nucleotides long. RefSeq names its product interferon-induced protein with tetratricopeptide repeats 5-like. Gene Ontology annotation, cellular component: cytosol. The record is from RefSeq and is a predicted model, not a curated record. Gene Ontology annotation, molecular function: protein binding. The transcript has 2 exons. The coding region runs from base 318 to 1742 and encodes 474 amino acids. Lineage: Eukaryota; Metazoa; Chordata; Actinopteri; Siluriformes; Bagridae. Gene Ontology annotation, biological process: defense response to virus.